CCAACCUCUUCCUCGUCGUUCGAAACGAUGCUAAAAGCUUCAAGGGCGGCCCGCAGUUCGCGCCAACUCCCUCUGGCCGCUCGUCGGUCGUUUGCUACCGUUCAGGAUCCACCUGUACGACGGUAUGGCGGUUUGAAAGACCAAGAUCGAAUUUUCACCAAUGUAUAUUGUCGGCAUGACCACGGUAUUAAGGGCGCCAUGUCUCGUGGUGAUUGGCAUCGCACGAAAGAUAUUCUCAAUAAGGGCGACUCGUGGAUCAUUCAAACCAUCAAAGACUCUGGGUUGAGAGGUCGUGGUGGGGCUGGGUUCCCAAGUGGUCUUAAGUGGAGUUUUAUGAACAAGCCGGGCUGGGAGAACGACAAGCGACCUCGCUACCUCGUUGUCAACGCCGAUGAAGGCGAACCUGGAACUUGCAAAGACCGCGAGAUCCUCCGGGGCGACCCUCACAAACUCAUUGAGGGCUGCCUCAUCGCCGGUCGCGGCAUGAACGCGACGGCGGCCUACAUCUACAUCCGUGGCGAGUUCUACCAGGAAGCCGCGCAUGUCCAGCAGGCGAUCAAUGAGGCGUACAAGUCGGGCUUCCUCGGCAAGGACGCGUGUGGGAGCGGGUACGGCUUCGAUGUGUACCUCCAUCGCGGCGCGGGCGCGUACAUCUGUGGAGAGGAGACGGCGUUGAUUGAGAGCAUUGAGGGAAAGCAGGGCAAGCCUCGUUUAAAACCGCCGUUCCCGGCUGAUGUCGGUCUCUUCGGCUGUCCGACGACCGUUGCAAAUGUGGAGACGGUAGCUGUCGCGCCGACAAUCUGCAGGAGAGGUGGGAGCUGGUUCGCGUCCUUUGGACGGGAGCGAAAUCAGGGCACCAAACUGUUCUGUAUCAGCGGCCAUGUGAACAACCCAUGCGUCGUCGAGGAGGAGAUGAGUAUCCCGCUGAAGGAGCUCAUCGAGAAGCACUGCGGCGGCAUUCGCGGUGGGUGGAAUAACUUGCUUGGGAUCAUUCCCGGUGGUAGUUCCGUCCCUGUCUUGCCCAUCGACAAGUGCGAGGAAGUCCUUAUGGAUUAUGACUCCCUCAAGGAUGCCCAAUCCGGCCUGGGCACGGGCGCCGUCAUCGUCAUGGACAAAUCCACAGACAUCAUUGCCGCCAUUGCUCGCUUCUCGCAGUUCUACAAACACGAGUCGUGUGGCCAGUGCACGCCAUGCCGAGAAGGCACCACAUGGAUGAUGAACAUGAUGGAUCGUUUUGUCGAGGGCCGUGGACACCAGCGCGAGAUCGACAUGCUUUUGGAGCUGACGAAACAAGUCGAAGGACGCACGAUCUGUGCAUUGGGUGACGCUGCCGCGUGGCCCAUCCAGGGCUUGAUGCGGCACUUCCGUCCGGAGGUUGAGAAGCGGAUUGCUGAUUUCCGUGCGCGCGAGGGGGCUGUCAUGUUCGGUGGCAAGAUGGUCAAAGAUAUCGACCCUUCGCUGGCUCUCCCAGACAACCUAGGUGCUCACCUUCCCGAGGUUGGUGCGCCGCAGUAGAUCGAGGUCAUGUUCUACUAGACAGCUAGUUUCUGCCCAAUCCUAAUUUUAUAUAACUCGAU
Molecule: messenger RNA, 1577 nt
Organism: Heterobasidion irregulare TC 32-1
Lineage: Eukaryota; Fungi; Basidiomycota; Agaricomycetes; Russulales; Bondarzewiaceae
Gene: nuor
Product: NADH:ubiquinone oxidoreductase
Exons: 7
Coding region: 28-1515 (495 amino acids)
Molecular function (GO): FMN binding; 4 iron, 4 sulfur cluster binding; NAD binding
Source: RefSeq, a predicted model, not a curated record